This is a messenger RNA of Calypte anna (Anna's hummingbird), 4533 nucleotides long. It is a transcript of the gene HNRNPR, whose product is annotated as heterogeneous nuclear ribonucleoprotein R. Gene Ontology annotation, molecular function: mRNA binding. The transcript is spliced from 11 exons. Lineage: Eukaryota; Metazoa; Chordata; Aves; Apodiformes; Trochilidae. Gene Ontology annotation, cellular component: nucleus; ribonucleoprotein complex. Bases 51 to 2039 code for a protein of 662 amino acids. The record is from RefSeq and is a predicted model, not a curated record.
GGAAACAGUUCCGGGAAACCCCGCGUGUUGCCGGGGUCGCGCCGCCGUCCAUGAGGAGAAGGAGGAGCGCGCGCCAUUUGCCGUCGCUGCUUGGGCCCGAGCUGCGCCGCGCAGGCCCCGCUCCGCAGCAUAAUAAAAUGGCUAAUCAGGUGAAUGGUAAUGCGGUACAGUUAAAAGAAGAGGAAGAACCAAUGGAUACUUCCAGUGUAACUCACACAGAACACUACAAGACACUGAUAGAGGCAGGCCUCCCACAGAAGGUGGCAGAGAGACUUGAUGAAAUAUUUCAGACAGGGUUGGUAGCUUAUGUCGAUCUUGAUGAAAGAGCAAUUGAUGCUCUUAGGGAAUUUAAUGAAGAAGGAGCCCUCUCUGUAUUACAGCAGUUUAAAGAAAGUGACCUGUCGCAUGUACAGAACAAAAGUGCAUUUUUAUGUGGAGUUAUGAAGACCUACAGGCAAAGAGAGAAACAAGGCAGCAAAGUACAGGAAUCAACGAAGGGACCAGAUGAAGCAAAGAUUAAGGCUUUGCUAGAGAGGACUGGUUACACUUUGGAUGUAACUACAGGCCAGAGGAAAUAUGGGGGCCCUCCUCCAGAUACUGUAUAUUCUGGUGUUCAACCUGGUAUUGGAACAGAGGUUUUUGUUGGUAAGAUUCCCCGAGACUUGUAUGAAGAUGAAUUGGUACCACUCUUUGAGAAAGCUGGUCCAAUUUGGGAUCUGCGCCUCAUGAUGGAUCCUCUUUCUGGUCAGAACAGAGGUUAUGCUUUCAUUACUUUCUGCAGUAAAGAUGCAGCACAGGAAGCAGUCAAACUGUGUGACAACUAUGAAAUCCGUCCUGGGAAGCACCUUGGAGUAUGCAUCUCUGUGGCAAACAACAGGUUAUUUGUUGGGUCAAUUCCAAAGAACAAGACUAAGGAAAACAUAUUGGAAGAGUUCAGUAAAGUUACAGAGGGUUUGGUGGAUGUAAUCUUGUAUCAUCAACCUGAUGAUAAAAAGAAGAAUCGAGGGUUCUGCUUCUUGGAAUAUGAGGAUCACAAGUCAGCAGCACAAGCUCGCCGCCGCCUGAUGAGUGGGAAAGUGAAGGUCUGGGGAAAUGUUGUGACAGUGGAAUGGGCUGAUCCAGUAGAGGAACCUGAUCCAGAAGUGAUGGCAAAGGUGAAAGUUUUAUUUGUAAGAAACUUGGCGACUACUGUGACAGAAGAAAUUCUUGAGAAAUCCUUUUCUGAAUUUGGAAAGCUGGAAAGAGUAAAGAAGUUGAAGGAUUAUGCUUUUGUUCAUUUUGAGGACAGAGGCGCAGCAGUGAAGGCUAUGAAUGAAAUGAAUGGGAAAGAGAUAGAAGGGGAAGAAAUUGAAAUAGUGUUAGCAAAGCCACCGGAUAAGAAAAGGAAAGAGCGCCAGGCUGCCAGACAGGCCUCCAGGAGCACUGCGUAUGAAGAUUAUUAUUACUACCCUCCGCCUCGCAUGCCACCUCCCAUUAGAGGCAGAGGCCGUGGAGGCAGAGGUGGAUAUGGCUAUCCCCCAGAUUACUAUGGCUAUGAAGAUUAUUAUGAUGAUUAUUAUGGUUAUGACUAUCACGACUACCGUGGUGGCUAUGAAGAUCCCUAUUACGGCUAUGAUGAUGGCUAUGCUAUAAGAGGAAGAGGAGGAGGAGGAAGGGGUGGGAGAGGUGCCCCUCCACCACCUAGGGGGCGGGGAGCACCACCACCAAGAGGUAGAGCUGGCUAUUCACAGAGGGGGGCACCCAUGGGACCACCAAGAGGAGCCAGGGGUGGGAGAGGGGGUCCUGCACAGCAGCAGAGAGGACGCGGUGCUCGUGGAGCCAGGGGCAACCGUGGGGGCAACGUAGGAGGCAAGAGAAAGGCAGAUGGGUACAACCAGCCUGAUUCCAAACGCCGUCAGACCAACAACCAGCAGAACUGGGGCUCCCAACCCAUCGCUCAGCAGCCUCUCCAGCAAGGUGGUGACUAUGCCGGUAACUAUGGUUACAAUAAUGACAACCAGGAAUUUUAUCAGGAUACUUAUGGGCAACAGUGGAAGUAGACAAGUGAGGAGGGAUUGAGAAUAUUGGAAACAUAGAAUUGGCUCUAGCUCUACAUCCUUCAAAACAAAAUUGGCUUAAUGUUUCAUCCUUCAGUAGCGAUUGGCUGCCAUUUGUAUUGGGCUGAAGAAUCACUCUAUUGUGUAUAUACUCGAGUCUCUUAGUUUUCUUUUUUCAUAAACGCACUUGGACAUUACUGGGCUUGCAGAAUUCCUGAACUCCAUAAGGGGUUUCAAUGCUUUUAUCAUUUUAGGCUUCAUUUUAGCAGUUUAAAAGCAGGAAUGGCACACUGUUCAAUCAUGAUUUUGCAGAACCUCUGGUUUUGGACAGUUUCUUUUUUUAUUUUAUUUUAUUUCUUUUUUUUUCUUCCUUUUUUUUCUUUUUUUUUUGGAUUUGGGAUAGACUACAUAGGAGUAUGCUGUACAUAAAAGUAAAAGCCAGUGCUUUGUCUUAGUAGUUUUAAGAAAUUACAACAAAUUAAGUUUUCUUGUAUUGAAAAUAACAUGAUUGUAUGUUUUGCAUUCCUAGGAGUAGGUUAACUGUGUUUUUAAAUUGUUAUAACUUCACACCUUUUUGAAAAUCUGCCCUACAAAAUUUGUUUGGCUUAAAACGUCAAAGCCGUGGCAAUUUGUUCCUUGAUGUGAUUGUAUUUCCAAUUUCUUGUUCAUGUAAGAUUUCAAUAAAACUCAAAAAUCUAUUCAAAACAUUACCUAUUUCAAAUUCAAUUGUGUCCUAAAACAUUAUUUCAUUGGUAAUUCUUGUGAAAAAUAUUGUUUUCAAAGUAUAACUGCCAAUGUGAGUGAUCAAAUUAAUGCAAAUUUCUUGUGCUUUACAACUUGUAGCACUGUGGACAUCAGACUGAAAACUAGCAGAAAUUGUAGAAAGCCCAAAUGGCACUCCUUGUUUAAUUGAUGUUCAGUAACUUACCAGCAUUUAAUUUUGAAACAUUUUUUUUCUUUUAAAAAGUGUUGAAAUGUAUCCAAACAUUCAUAGAGAUUUCUAUUUUUAAAUAUAAUCCUCUAAUGUAAUAUGGAGAAGGAAGCAGAGCCUACAAUGGUGUUAAUUUUGUUACUUUUUAUUGUGUGCUGGGGAGUCCCUCUAAAGGCUGUUCUGCUAGGAUCCAGCAGUAUUGUAUCACUCAGUGCACAAACACAUAAGGAAAUGGUUUUGAUCUCAAGCAUCUAAAUCUAAUUUAAGGUAAUAUUUGAGUAGAAAUGAGAAUUAUAAAUAAGGUGCUGUGGCACAGUAAGCUAAGUUCUUGCUACACAUAGCACAAAUGCACUCUUCAUAUUCUGCUUAUUUCUAUCUUGACAUUUUAAUUUGAUGUUCUGCCAUGAUGAACAAUUUGCCUCAGAAUUCUCAUGCCUUGUAAUAAAGGCUGUUAAAAGAAAUACGUAUCUUUUGGGGGCAUUACUUAGCUACAUUAUUGGGGUAUUAUGUGUUGCUUUGACCCUUGUCUUGGACAUUCCCGGAUGUCAGUUUUAACUGGCAAGUCAUGACAUUACUCUUGUGUUGCAUCUGAGCCAUUCUGUACCCCAAUGAAGAACAUUUGCUUCUCAAGAAAAGAAAGAAAGAAACAGAUUUAAACUUUCUCUAAAGAAAACUAUUGCUGGACCUCAAAAUAUCCAAAUCAAAUCAUUUGCUCCUACUUGAUUUGCAGCAUUCUAAACACAGACUAUUGAGGAAGUUAAAACUUCAGUGGUCUUACUCCUCCCUUUGUCUUCUAUUCCUGUCUGGUGUCUCUCAAGUGUAUAAUGUCAGAAUGUAAAGAGAACGAUGAACCUUCCCACCCCUAACUGUGGUGGGUCAGGUAGAUGGUUGCAUGGUUUGAGUUUUCACCUGGGCUGUCAGAUGGAAAGUCAGGAUGUGUCUCUGGGUCCCAGAAAUGAGUUUACCCCUCUGUCAGGCUCUUCCUUUCAGAUUAAGAGAGUUGGUCAUAAAUAAUUUAAAAUGCCUUUCAGUAUUAGUAUUUAGUACCUUAAAACCCUUUUUUAGUUUGGGUUUUUUGUUGGGUUUUUUUUUGUUGUUUGUUUGUUUUUGGUUUGUUCUUUGUUUUUUUUUUACUUCAUAAUGUUAGUGGGAGCAGUGAAGUCAGAGUAUUGCCUGAGUAUACAUUUCAGGCUUGUAGUAGUAAGGAUUUGGCUUGUAAUUUUCUUGUAAUACAAGGAUUUGCUGUCCUGUCAGUAUGACUCUGUAGUACUUCCCCAGCUCUCGUGUUGCACAGUCCCUGUAGUCCCAAUAAGUAUUUGUUUUUCAGUAAUCUCAUUGCAGAGGGCAUGCAACCAAGCAGCUUAGUUGGAAUAAAAUUUGAAGUAUUUUCUGUCCUGAAAGCAAGAUAGUGUUCAUGUAGUGCAUGUCCCAAGUGGUAGCCCAGGAGAGGUAAAGUGCCAGGGCAUGGGGGGUGUGGGGAGGAAGUGAAUUACUUCAGUUUAUGAUGUUUACAAAACAAAUAAGGAACCAAAAUGUUAAAACGUUAAAUGAUCUUGCUUGAGAACU